This is a messenger RNA of Hylaeus volcanicus, 1829 nucleotides long. RefSeq lists its product as uncharacterized. The transcript is spliced from 10 exons. Bases 126 to 1709 code for a protein of 527 amino acids. Lineage: Eukaryota; Metazoa; Arthropoda; Insecta; Hymenoptera; Colletidae. The record is from RefSeq and is a predicted model, not a curated record.
GAUUCGCGCGUUACUAAUCGAAGUUGCGCGCUGGCAUUGUGGUAGGAAAACUGAUAUCAAACUGAAUAAAUAUACCGUUGCAUCGCGCGAACAGUUCAGACCUGUUGGAACAAUACUCGUGAAAGAUGGAUCGUUUCGCUGGAAAGAUAGCAAUAGUGACUGGCGCCAGCAGUGGUAUCGGUGCUGCGACCACGAAAGCUUUUGUGGAACACGGUGUUAAGGUGGUGGGUCUGGCGAGAAGAGUGAACAAGCUCGAGGAGUUGGCUGCUAAACUGGGCAAGGAUAAGUUCUACCCCAUAAAAUGCGACCUGACGAAAGAGGAAGACAUCACGAACGCCUUCAAAUGGGUCGAGAAGAAUCUAGGAUGCGCUUGUAUUCUCGUCAACAACGCUGGAACCAUCGUUGCGGAACCAAUCAUAGCCUCGUCCACCGAAUCCUACUACAAAGUGAUAGAUACCAACUUGAUAUCGGCAGCAAUUUGCGCACGAGAAUUUGCACAGGCUUUGAAGAAGUGCGACAGGCCUGGACACAUAGUUAACAUCAACAGCAUAGCUGGACACUAUGCGGCAGCCUUACAUAUUCCAGUUGGUAUGUACGGGGCCAGUAAAUAUGCGUUGACGGGAUUGUGCUCGGAACUGCGCCACGAAUUUAUUAUGAACAAACAGAAAAUAAAGGUUACGAGCAUCAGUCCUGGAGCAGUGCAAACAGAAAUGUUUCAGAAUGUGGCAAACGCUGAUAGCACUAUACUGGUAUUGACGGACAAGGACAUCGCUGAUGCAGUAGUUUAUACCGUAGGAACCCCACCAGGUGUAGAGGUCCACGAACUCACAAUUAUGCCACAAGGUGAAAUCAUCGGCAUUCCAGCGUCAAUGGCAGAGAAAUAUAUCCAGGCUCAGAUAAAGGCAACGGAAAAUCGCGUGGUCUAUCAGUGCUCGAAGAACAAUAUCGCAACGAUGGAUCGAUGGAUUGGAAAGGUAGCGAUCGUGACUGGCGCCAGUGCUGGUAUUGGUGCGUCAACUGUGAAAGUCCUCGUGGGCUAUGGCGUAAAAGUGGUCGGUUUAGCUAGAAACAUGGAAAAGCUCGAGAAGAUGUCCGCAGAACUGGGCAAGGAUAAGUUCUACCCCAUAAAAUGCGACCUGAGGAAAGAGGAGGACAUCACGAAUGCCUUCAAGUGGGUUGAAACCAAGCUGGGAGGCGCUGACGUGCUCAUCAACAAUGCUGGGAUUGCUACUUCACAAAUGAUCAUUGAGAACCCCACCGAGGAAUACCGAAAAAUAUUAGACACCAACGUACUCGCACCAGCAAUUUGUUCGCGCCUGUUCGCGCAGUCCAUGAAAAAACGCAAUGGAUCUGGCCACAUAAUUAAUAUUAACAGCAUCGUCGGUCACUUCGCGGAGACUAUAUUUCAACCAAUGGGUAUGUACCCGGCCAGUAAAUACGCUCUGAGGGCAUUGUCCACGGAACUACGACACGAAUUCAUCAACUCUAAACUGAAAAUAAGGGUCACGAGCGUCAGCCCUGGAGGUGUAGAGACGGAUUUGGUGUAUUGUCUACCCGAUGAAAUUCUUAAACAGGUGAAAAUAUUGCACCCCAAUGACAUCGCCGACGCAGUAGCUUACGCAUUAGGAACACCAGAAAACGUGGAGAUCAUCGAAAUCACGAUAAUGCCAAAGAACGAGUAUAUCUACGCUCCAGCACCGAAGAAAUAAAUUCACAUUUCUAAGCAGCGUUGUAAGCUUCACUGUGUCAGAUAUUAAAGCUAUAAGUAAUUUGCCUGUGUACAAAUAAAGUUGUGCAAAAAAUAAAGGAGACAGAAACGUUUCCAAAAA